CCAACUCCCAUCACCCCAUUCUUUGUUCUUUGCUGGCCUUGGCACAUCGGCAAUGUCAAGCAAACGAGAAAAAUGCAACUGGUGUGGAAAACUACUGCUAGUGCCACCGAAUGCUGAAACCGUUCGAUGCCCUGGGUGCCAGGCCGUAACCUGGGUUCAAUCCUACGACACUCUGGUUCAAGCCCGGGACUCAUUAGGCCACGCUGCUGCGAGCCGGUUCAAUGAUCUCAUCAACACAGUUUCUAGCAACAUCAGCAAGGUUUCUGAUUCAGUGAAUUACAGCUAUUCGGGUCCACAGAAGUAUCAUUAUGGUUAUGGAAAUUAUUACAGACCUUCACCACCACCACCACCUCCACGGCCAGCUUUGACUCCUCCUCCAGCUCAUGGAAGGAAGCGGGCGGUGCUUUGUGGAGUGAGCUACCGUCAGAAGAGUUACAGGCUUAAAGGAACUGUCAAUGAUGUCAAGUGCAUGCGUUAUUUUCUUGUUGACAAGUUUGGGUUUCCUGGUGACUCUAUUCUCAUGCUCACAGAAGAUGAGAUAAACCCACUAAAGAUUCCGACGAAACACAACAUUCGAUUAGCCUUGCAGUGGCUAGUACAUGGUUCCCAGUCAGGGGACUCAUUGGUGUUCCACUUCUCAGGGCAUGGAUCUCAGAAACCAGACUUGGACAUGGAUGAGAUUGAUGGAUAUGAUGAAACAUUGUGUCCUCUUGAUUUUGAGAAUGAAGGAAUGAUAAUUGAUGAUGAGAUUAACCAAACAAUUGUAAGGCCACUGCCCCAUGGAGCUACUCUUCACGCGAUCAUCGAUGCCUGCCAUAGCGGAACUGUGCUGGAUCUACCAUUUGUUUGCAGGAUGAAUAGGGAAGGACAGUAUACAUGGGAAGAUCAAAGAUCCAUAUCAGGAAUUUAUAAAGGCACAAGUGGUGGCCUAGCCUUCUCUUUCAGCGCCUGUGAUGAUAAUCAGAUAACAAUUGAUACUAACAGUUUUUCAGGGACAGCGAUGACGGGAUCGAUGACUUACAGCUUCAUCCAUGCAGUGCAGAGCCAACCUGGACUGACAUAUGGUCACUUGGUUAAUUCCAUGCGCUCUGCAAUCCGAGAUGGUAAAACGACUGGAAUACGCCUCAAUGGUCCGCUCGCAAAUCUGAUGAACAAAGUAAUCUUUGGUUCUGCAUUGUCGCAGGAGCCUCAGUUGUCAUCUUCUCAGAUGUUUGAUGUUUACUCCAAACGAUUUGUGCUAUAGAAUCAAGAACAGUUGCUACCCAAAUCAGCAAAUGAUUUUUUCAAUCAUAUAAUCUAGUUAUUUAUCUGGGUUUUUAAUGUUGUACAAUAAUACUAAAUUUAUCAGCAAAACUGUGUUAUCAUACUCAUUGAAUUUCCUCUAUAUUUUGCUUCUUAUUAUUGUAUUCCAAAUAAAUUAUAAUGA
This is a messenger RNA of Tripterygium wilfordii, 1426 nucleotides long. Its product is annotated as metacaspase-1-like. Bases 53 to 1243 code for a protein of 396 amino acids. Gene Ontology annotation, biological process: proteolysis. The record is from RefSeq and is a predicted model, not a curated record. Lineage: Eukaryota; Viridiplantae; Streptophyta; Magnoliopsida; Celastrales; Celastraceae. The transcript has 5 exons. Gene Ontology annotation, molecular function: cysteine-type endopeptidase activity.